Messenger RNA from Ogataea philodendri, 1965 nucleotides. RefSeq lists its product as uncharacterized. The record is from RefSeq and is a predicted model, not a curated record. Gene Ontology annotation, molecular function: RNA polymerase II cis-regulatory region sequence-specific DNA binding; DNA-binding transcription factor activity, RNA polymerase II-specific. The transcript has a single exon. The coding region runs from base 1 to 1965 and encodes 654 amino acids. NCBI's taxonomy places the organism in Eukaryota, Fungi, Ascomycota, Pichiomycetes, Pichiales, Pichiaceae. Gene Ontology annotation, biological process: regulation of transcription by RNA polymerase II.
AUGAAUAUGCAUCAAAUACCGCAUCAACUGGCUGAUCCACGGUCUGUCCUACCUGAAGUUUCUCAACAGACUUUGGCGUGGCCCCCAAGGGGAAACACUAGACAAAGCAUUUUCAGCAUGGCUCCCCAUACUUCUGUCAACCACGAUCCCCCACAGACUGCUGAGCAGACAUACAAGUACUAUCAGGAAAGGCCGCCCAUGAUAAUUGCUGCGCCGUGGCAAUAUUACCCGGUACCACCAUAUCCAACUUAUCAAGGAUUGAACCCUUUCCACAUGGUGCCCAAACCACAGUCCAAGUCAUCUGACCAAAGUCAGACACAAACCCCAAAUCAGCAUUCUACUCAUAACAAUAACUAUUCGGCACCUUCGUCCGCUGCAACAUUGUUGAGUACCCCUUCCUUGGAGACAUUAGCUACCCAGUCCUCGACUGCCACUCACUCAAAACGCGGAUUAGCAAGAGAUAACAAACAGUCGCAAACCAAUUUUCGCGAGAAGCAGCUUGUUGAUCUUGCCCAUAGAAUGAUCCAAGUUCCUCUAGAAGAGAUGGCCAUGUUGAUCAAGGGAUCCGAGGAAAAGAUAGAAAAAUUACAAAGCAUGGGAUUGAGGCACGCUAGACCUGUUCGGGCCGCCGAAUCUGAAAAGAAACAGCACAGACAGUUGUUAGCAAUGGUGGUCUUACUAAGAUCUGUGGAAGUCAAGGAAAGUGCUGUCUCUCCUAGAAACAGGAUAUUUAACUCAUAUGUUGAGCUCUGCAAAGAGCAUGAUAUCCCUCCUAUUUCCAAUGCUUCACUAGGAAAGUUGGUUAAGUUACUAUUUCCAAGUGUCAAAACCAGGAGACUGGGAAUCAGAGGGUUCAGCAAGUACCACUAUUGUGGAAUCAAACUAAUAUCUGAUCCUGAUUGUAUCGAAGUCUUUGCAUCCCCUGCCACUGACUCGACAGUCCAGCUCCCACCUCUGUAUGAUGAGCAUGAAGAUUAUUCAGAACUCUCUAUUGGUCUGAACCUUGAUCCUCAGCUCUUCAGACAUUUCUUCGAGAUCAAUUUGAAAUAUACCGUUCCUUCGAUGAACGAGCUAUAUCAAAUGUUUCCCAAAACUGAUCAUGAGAAGUUGCACGGUAUGGAGCAGGUUUACAGUGCCCACUGUCAAAAACUGUUCCAGUAUAUCAAGUUCAUGGAGGUCCAGCAUUUGCUCGACGAGAUGGAAUCCCUGUCUUCGCAGCUGUCAAUCGAGCAAAAAUCACUGCUGUCAUACUCCGAUGUGGUCUCCUGGAUACUGAAAUGCGACGAUGAACUAUACGGUGCUUGCAUUAAAUAUCUCUCGAAAACUGUUUUCCAGAGUGCUCCGGAUCAAGUUCACAAUCAACUUAAAAAUAUCAACGUCAAAUUUAUGGAUGCACUGAAAUCCAUGAAACUUCCAAGCCAUGUACUCAAAGAGAAAGAGCUACGGGCAGCAGCAUUCCUCAAAAUCACAUCACGUCUGAGUAGGGUGAUUCUGGCCGCGACAAACUUUGCUGGCCAUAUUACCCAUAGCUCUAUUGUUACCAAUUUGUUGAGUGAAUGGAAGAUGUUGACUUUGGACACACUAGUGGAUCGUGAUAUCCAUUGUGAACAAAAAAGAGACAUAACCUCCAUCCUUAGAACUGACAUCGUGUUUCUGUUCAACGACUUACAGAAACUAUCAUAUCACGACGAUAAUAUCAAAGAUAACGUCGUACAACUUUUGAGUCUUCACAUCUCAAAAAUUCCUUCAAAGUUUGAAGGUAUUAAUCCGCGAGUUUUUCUUUUAGUCAGCAAUCAAGUGAUUGACUCUAUAAUGAGACAACUAUCAAUUGAGGUUCAAGUGGGGAACUUCAGUAUCUGGUGGAGCUUAAGUUGCUGGUUGAACGAAUUUUUCAACUUUCUUGCUGAAUUUGGAGGUUUCAUCAGAUUUGUUUCUGAUAAUAGCUUUGAGGAAACCCCUGUUUAA